This is a messenger RNA of Vigna angularis (adzuki bean), 1749 nucleotides long. RefSeq names its product histone deacetylase 6. Gene Ontology annotation, molecular function: histone deacetylase activity. The coding region runs from base 76 to 1470 and encodes 464 amino acids. The transcript is spliced from 6 exons. The record is from RefSeq and is a predicted model, not a curated record. Lineage: Eukaryota; Viridiplantae; Streptophyta; Magnoliopsida; Fabales; Fabaceae.
AGGUGGAAGCGAGAGUGUUCAUUUUGCAGUAAAGGCACAAAGAAGGGUUCUUUUUGUUGGUUGGAGCAGAGAGAUAUGGCGAGAGGAGAGAGAGCAGAGACGGAGAGUGGCGCGUCGUUACCGUCGGUGGGUACGGACGCCAUGAAGCGGAGAGUCACGUAUUUCUACGAACCCUGCAUCGGCGACUACUACUACGGUCAAGGACAUCCAAUGAAGCCGCACCGCAUUCGCAUGGCCCACAACCUCAUCGUCCACUACGGUCUCCACCGCCGCAUGCAGGUUAAUCGUCCCUUUCCGGCGGCGGAAGCAGACAUCGGCCGUUUCCACUCCGAUGACUACGUCGAGUUCCUUGCCUCCGUUUCGCCGCAAAUCCUAUCCGAGAACUCCCACUCCCACUACCGCCAGCUGAAGCGCUUCAACGUCGGGGAGGACUGCCCCGUCUUCGACGGGCUCUUCGACUUCUGCCGCGCAUCCGCCGGUGGCUCCAUUGGCGCCGCCGUCCGACUCAACCGCGCCGACGCCGACAUCGCCAUCAACUGGGCCGGCGGCCUGCAUCACGCCAAGAAGGCUGAGGCCUCCGGCUUCUGCUACGUCAACGACAUUGUUCUCGGCAUUCUUGAACUUCUCAAAGUUCAUAGGCGUGUGCUGUAUAUUGAUAUUGAUGUUCACCAUGGAGAUGGGGUCGAGGAGGCAUUCUACACUACUGAUAGGGUCAUGACAGUGUCAUUUCACAAGUUUGGGGAUUUUUUCCCAGGAACUGGGCACAUUAAAGACAUUGGGGUUGGUGCUGGAAAGAAUUAUUCUCUAAAUGUCCCACUCAAUGAUGGAUUGGAUGAUGAGACUUUCCGUUCUCUGUUUCGCCCCGUCAUUCAAAAAGUCAUGAAUGUUUAUCAACCGGAUGCAGUUGUUCUUCAGUGUGGAGCUGAUUCCUUGUCUGGUGAUCGGUUGGGUUGCUUCAACUUGACUGUCAAGGGUCACGCAGAUUGCCUUCGAUUCCUCAGAUCAUUCAAUGUUCCUCUAAUGGUGUUGGGUGGGGGAGGAUAUACAGUUCGGAAUGUUGCCCGUUGUUGGUGUUAUGAGACCGCAGUGGCAGUAGGAGUGGAACCUAAUCCGAAGUUGCCUUACAAUGAAUAUUAUGAAUAUUUUGGUCCAGACUAUACUCUUCAUCCCGAGCCAUCCAACAUGGAAAACUUAAACACACCCAGGGAUCUGGAAAAAAUUCGGAAUGCAUUAUUGGAACAACUUUCCAAGCUUCCCCAUGCACCCAGUGUGCCUUUUCAAACAACACCAUCAAUUAUACAAGUUCCCGAAGAGGAAGAGGAGCACAUGGAUAUAAGACCAAAACGUCGCAUAUGGAGUGGUGAAGAUUUUGAUUCUGAUAACGAUGAUGACAUGGCUAGUUCAAAGAACUCUGUUUUAACUGCCCAAACGAGCAGCAGGUGUGGUGCAGAUGGGAUGGACGAAGAUUAAAGUAAGAGGAAGAGAGGAAGUGUUAAAUUAGGGCUGUUUGAAGCAUAUCAUAUUCAUAUUUUGUCUCCACUUGGUGGAUGUAAAUUUUACAGUUUAAAUAUUUUGAUGUACAGAGUAGGAAGCAGUGUUGCCAAAAUGAUGGUCUGCGGGGUGCUGGCUUUGUUUGUAAUGCCAGCUUUCCACUUUCUACAACAUUUUGCCUCGGAUCGCAUGUUUGCUUUGGCGAAGCAGAUUUUAAAUUUUAAAGUAUAUAUACAUAGUUCCCUUUUAUACCCCUUA